AUGGAUAAAUCACACCCAUUGAGUAGCCCAAUGGUAGUUAGGUCACUUGAUGUAGAAAAAGAUCAUUUUCGACCUAGAGAAGAACAUGAAGAGCUCCUUGGUCCAGAAGUACCAUAUCUUAGUGCAAUAGGAGCAUUGAUGUAUCUUGCUAAUUGUACAAGACCUGAUAUAGCUUUCUCUGUCAAUUUAUUAGGAAGAUUUAGUUCUGCUCCAACAUAUAGACAUUGGAAAGGGAUUAAGCACAUACUCCGCUAUCUCCAGGGUACUAUUGAUAAAGGAUUAUUCUAUUCUAAUAAUUGUGGGUCACAACUUAUUGGCUACGCAGAUGCAGGAUAUUUAUCUGAUCCACAUAAAGCCAGAUCUCAAACUGGCUAUUUGUUCACUUGCGGUGACACUGCUAUAUCCUGGCGAUCCACAAAGCAAACUCUGGUGGCUACUUCCUCAAAUCAUGCUGAGAUACUUGCAAUUCACGAGGCAAGUCGAGAAUGUGUUCGAUAA
This is a messenger RNA of Cannabis sativa, 498 nucleotides long. RefSeq names its product secreted RxLR effector protein 161-like. The record is from RefSeq and is a predicted model, not a curated record. NCBI's taxonomy places the organism in Eukaryota, Viridiplantae, Streptophyta, Magnoliopsida, Rosales, Cannabaceae. The transcript has 2 exons. The coding region runs from base 1 to 498 and encodes 165 amino acids.